CCGAGCUGCCUCCGGCGGGGAAUGCUGAGGGUGGCCCCCCGGGCCCUGCUGUGCUGCCCCCUGAGACCCUCGAGAGCCCCCCACAGCUCCAGCAGCCCCACGGCCAUGUCGAUGUCCCCAGCCCCGGCGGUGUCCCCGGGGGGGGUGGUGGCAGUGGUGCAGGUGACAAGCACGGCGGACAAGGAGCACAACUGGCAGCAGUGCUCGGCGCUGGUGCGGCGUGCGGCGGCGCGGGGAGCCCGGGCCGUGUUCCUGCCCGAGGGCUUCGACUUCAUCGGGGACAAUCCCCAGCAGAGCCUGGAGCUGGCAGAGCCACUGCACGGGGACAUCGUGGGGCGCUACCGCCAGCUGGCCAGGGAAUGUGACGUGUGGCUCUCCCUCGGGGGUUUCCACGAGCGUGGCCAGGAUUGGGACAGCACCGGCCGGAUCUACAACUGCCACCUGCUGCUGGACAACUCCGGAGCACUGGUGGCCGUGUACCGGAAGCUGCACCUCUUUGACGCGGCGCUGCCGGGGGCCCCGGCGCUGUGCGAGAGCUCCUUCACCAACCCGGGCCAGGAGCUGCUGCCACCCAUCCCCACCCCCGUGGGCAAGCUGGGGCUGGCCGUGUGCUAUGACCUGCGUUUCCCGGAGCUGGCUCAGGCUCUGCGUGGGGCUGGUGCCCAAAUCCUGACCUUCCCCUCAGCUUUCACUGUCCCAACUGGAGCUGCACACUGGGAGGUGCUGCUGCGUGCCCGUGCCAUCGAGUGCCAGUGCUACGUGGUGGCCGCGGCUCAGACCGGGCGGCACAACGCGGGCCGGGCGUCCUUUGGCCACUCUCUGGUGGCCGAUCCCUGGGGCACCGUGGUUGCCCAGUGCCAGGAGGGCCCGGGGCUGUGCCUGGCCCAGCUGGACCUGGCCUACCUGGAGCAGGUGCGCCGGGAGCUGCCGGUGCACGGCCACCGCCGUGGGGACAUCUACGGGACCCUGUCGGGGACAGCGGCCACCUGAGCUGGCACCUGCGGGACUGGCGCCGAGCUCGGGCCCGAGCUGCUCCAAAUCCACCCAAAAUCCACUCAGAACUCGCCCUGGAUUUGCUUUUCUGUCCCCAGAAUGAAUUGGAACAAGGUGUUCACCCUGCUCUUCUUGGGGUCCCGAAUGGGCCCCAAAUCUGCAUCACUUGAGCUCUGAAUCCACCCCAAAUCUGCCCUUUUUGUCCCCAAAGGGAAACGGCAUCACGUGUUCCCCCUUUCUUUUUUUGGGGGUCCCAAUUGAGCCCCAAAUCUGCAUCAAUUCAGCCCCGAAUCUACCCCAAUUCAGCUCUGAAUCUACCCCAAAUUGGCCCCAAAUCUGCCCCAACUCAGUCCUGAAUUUUCCCCAAAUCCAUUCCAAUUAACACCAAACCUGCUCCAAAUCAGCUUUUUUUUGUCCCCAAAGUGAAAGCACGUGUUCCCCUUCUUUUUCAGGGGGUCCCAAAUCUGCUCUGAAUCUGCCCCAAAUCAGUCCAAAUUCACCCCAGAUCAACCCCAGAUAUGUUCUGAAUCUGUUUCCAAAAUCAAGUUUCAAUUCAGUUCCAAUUGACCCCAAAAUCUGCCCCAGUUCAGUCCAAAUUCACCCCAAAAUCUGCCCCAAAUCAGCCCAAAUUUGCACUGAAUCAGCACUUUUGUUCCCAAAAUGGAACAGCCCAACGUGUUCCACCCCUAUUCUGGGCUCCCCCCAUUUUUUGGGGUCUCCCCUAUGUUUGGAGAUCAUUUAGGGCACCCCAAGGGUGACAUCAGCACCCCAAAUUCCAGCUUUUGCCCAAAUCUGCUCUUUCUUCCCCAAAAUGGGGCAGCUUGGGGCUCCCCACCCCCUUUUUUGGGGUGUCCCCAUUUUUUUUGGGGGGGGGGUCCCCCCUUUUUGGAGGGUUCUGGGGGGAAGAAUUUCCUUCUAUUGAAAUUUGAAAAAUACAAAAAUCUCAGGAAAUUA
Molecule: messenger RNA, 1947 nt
Organism: Cinclus cinclus
Lineage: Eukaryota; Metazoa; Chordata; Aves; Passeriformes; Cinclidae
Gene: NIT1
Product: nitrilase 1
Exons: 7
Coding region: 22-990 (322 amino acids)
Molecular function (GO): hydrolase activity, acting on carbon-nitrogen (but not peptide) bonds, in linear amides
Source: RefSeq, a predicted model, not a curated record